AGGAGGAGUAGGAGGUCAGUGGAGUUCGGGUAGUCGAGCAGCGCAGACGCGUUGUGCGCCUGAGCAAAUUUCUCUCUCACUAUACAAAAGUUUCGACUUUCUUGUUGUGCUUCGUUGAUGAACCCUUGUGAACUGUUCCAAAGAGUGACGACAAUUUGUGUUUAAUUUAAAAGAAAUCAGGGCAAAAAAAAAAUCCGAGACAAUUCUGUAAUAAAAAAAAAAAAGAAUUUUGCCGUCGGGAGUGCGAUAUAAGAGGGUUGUGAGAGAGGUUUUUUUUUUGCAAAAUUAAAGUGAAGGGAUAGUUAAAAGACACGGGUUUAAGGAAGAGGAUUUGGUAAAAGAGUGAUUGCAAAAGAGGAAUGAAGGGGGAAAGGGGUAAAGCGACGGACUUCAGCAUCGCGGCCAUCAUGGCGCCCAGGGGUCCGUCCUUCGGACAUUACCACCUGCAGGGCCUUAGUGGUAACGCGUCGGCCAACACCAAUGUGGAAUGCGGCAGCAAGGCUUUCAGCACACUUGACCACCAGGAUGUUAGAGCGCCAGUGAAUAUUGUUGCGACAGCAACUGUUGUAACGAACGAUGCACUUUUGGACGAUGAUGAGCUGGGUGAAGAAGGAAUUGGUGAGGUCGAAAGUGAAGGAACUGAGAAAUCUGCAAAUGAGGAAGACGAGGAGAUCGAUGUUGAUGUUGAGGAGUGCAGUAGUGUUGAUGAGGGACCGGUUGGUUUUGUCGAUGAUCUCUCAUCAAGCAGGAAAUAUCAGAAUGGCAAUGAUGUUGAGAGGAAACAUCGAAGAAGAACAACCUGUAAUUCCGACGAAUUAAGGGAUGUUGAAUGUCAUCUUGAGACUAAGGAACUUUGGGACAAGUUCAAUGACCUUGGCACAGAGAUGAUCAUUACGAAAACCGGCAGACGAAUGUUUCCGACCUGUCGUGUGUCCUUCAGUGGAUUAAGGUCCGACGGGCAUUACGCCGUUUUGAUGGAUAUCGUACCAGUGGACAAUAAAAGGUACCGAUACGCCUAUCACAGAAGUUCUUGGUUGGUGGCCGGAAAAGCAGAUCCACCAGCUCCUGCGAGGCUUUACGUUCAUCCAGAUUCACCGUUCAAAGGUGAACAACUUCGUAAGCAAGUUGUCUCAUUCGAAAAAGUCAAACUAACCAACAAUGAAAUGGAUAAACACUGUCAGAUUAUAUUAAAUUCGAUGCAUCGAUAUCAACCGAGGAUACAUUUGGUACGAUGUCGAAAUAACAGUAACCAUCAGAUCACCGAUUUACAGAAAGAAGAACACAAGACUUUCAUUUUCCCAGAAGCAAUUUUCACAGCGGUAACUGCUUACCAGAAUCAGUUGAUCACGAAGUUAAAGAUCGACAGUAACCCGUUCGCUAAGGGGUUUCGAGAUUCCUCCCGUCUCACAGAUUACGACAGAGAUCCAAUGGAGUUGAUGGAGCAACAACUAGUGAGAUGUGGAGUUCCUUCGGUAAGACUAUAUGAACAUCUAGCGAUAUCAUCACCGGCAGCUGCGGCACACAGUAUACAACAACAACAACAGCAGCAACAACAACAACACGACGGCUCACAACAUCCGUUACCACCUUGGUUACCGCCAUCAGCCACCCUUCUUUAUAGUGGGGUCACACAAAAUCACAGUAGAGGUGGAACGCCAACGGCUUACCCGGCCAGUCCAACCUUCCCCUACCCCGUGGCUCUGCCGUGGCCCUGGCAACCCCCGGUAGCGAUGAUCUCCCGACGAUCGUCUCCCUCGUCGGCGACAGCUAGCCCCGGGGUCAGGUAUGCUCCCUAUCCGCGACCCGCCUCCACACCACCGCCUUUACGCGCACGCCCGUCCACCCCCAAUUAGCGAUCCACCACCGGCUACCACACCCCCCAACGAAUACUCCUAUCUGCUACUGUCUAGAGAGAGAGAGAGAGAGAGUGAACCCGCAAGCGUUUUUCAAAAACUUUUUUUUUUCCCCCGGUGCUCAUAUUCUUUGCAAGAGACAACAUUUCAUCUCUCUUUUUGCAUAGUUUCAUUUUUAUGUCAAAAUUUUCACAAUUCAGAGAAAAAGCAUAAUAUUUUCUAUAUCCAGUGUACGAGAGAGAAAGGAGAGCGAGAGACACGAUAAACAUUUUUUCAGAUUCUCUAAAUUCGAAUUAGUUACUUGCGCCGAUUAGUUCAUUAAAUGAAUUAAUAUUUUUAAUCAUUCAGUCAAAAUACUCUCUAAAUAUUUGAAUUAAGUACAAAUUUUAACUAAACUAAAAAAAUUUACUGUGGCAGCAAAUAAAUUUGCUGUUAUAUCAAAUUACGUUAGCUAAUACAGGGACAGCGAACAAAUUUGCUGUAAAGUCAAAAAAGUUUGGUAAAUUUUAAAAAAUUAAGACUGAUAUUGUUUAUCAUAGCAAACUUUUUCGUUGUCAUAGCAAAAAAUUUACUGUGGCAGCAAAUAAAUUUGCUGUCAUAUCAAAUUACGUUAGCUAAUACAGGAACAGCAAACAAAUUUGCUGUGGGGUCAAAAAAUUUUGGUAAAUUUUUAAAAAUUAAGACUGAUAUUUUAUAUCAUAGCAAACUUUUUCGUUGUCAUAGCAAAAAAUUUAGCUGUAGUUACUAAUUUUGAUAGAUCUGGUAGCAAACAUCAGUUAGCAUCUAUAAGCAAUGCCUUUUUUUCCGUGUAAUUUGAAAACUUUUUUGUUUUUACUCGGAAAAAAAGAAAUACAAAUGCUAACUGAUGUUUGCUAUCGGGUCUAUCAAAAUUAGUAUAAUCACAGCUAAAUUUUUUGCUGUGACAACGAAAAAGUUUGCUGUGAUAAACAAUAUCAGUCUUAAUUUUUAAAAAUUUACCAAAUUUUUUUAACCCCACAGCAAAUUUGUUCAUUGUCUCUAUAUUAGCUAGUUCGAUGUGACAGCAAAUAUGUAGUUUGCUGCCACAGCAAAGUUUUUCUAUGCGUGUAGUUAAAUUUUACUAAUUCAAAAGCAAAACAUGAAUUACUAAUUCAAAUUAGUUUAAUUUUUUUAUUGUUAGAGAUACCCAGAAAUUUCGGACAGUUGCUUUUACUUUGUAAGUAUAUAUAGUAUUCUUAGUUAAGUGACUAAUUCAAAUUUAGAGAAUUUAAAUAUAAUUUUUCCUAAAAUUUUGUUUAAUAAAAAAAGAUCUGUCAUUUAAUAAGAGGUCAUUCAUAAACUACGUUACCUAUUUUAGGACGGGGGUCAAAAAGUCUAAAAAUUAUUUUAACGCAAUGUUAAAGAGGGGGGAGGUAAAAAAAAAUGAAAAAUUGUUUAAGUAAUUUAUGGAUGGCCCCUUAUUAUCUAAUAAUUUUGUGUUUAUGAAAAAACUCAGAAUAAAAUGUACAUAUAAUCUAUAGGUAUUAGCAUAUAUAGCAUCCAUCGAAGGUCAGUUAUUAAUUUCGAAUUUGUAAUUAAAAUUAUGUUAAUCAAAUUUUUUAUGCCCUCUCACAUAUAUUAUAUAUAUACUAUAAACAGUUGUGUAUUCAAGAAAACAAACCGUCUUCCUUCUAACAAUAUGCAGAAUUCCAAUAUAUUCUUAUCGCUCUGUGAUAAUAUCGCUUAAUUACUUUCACAAAAGUUAUAAUUUAUAAGUUUUUCAAAUUUGCUCAAACACUCUUUAUCAUCACGAAUCUCUUCGACAUGAUUUAAGAAUCAUUGAUAUAUAUAUAUAUAGUAAGUUCCGUACCGUUUUUUCCCCCUUUUUCAAAAAUGUUACCUUUAAACGAAAUAGCAACCAGUACUGUAUAAUAAUAUAUAUAUAUUUAUAAAUUAUUAUAACGAUUUUGUUGAGUCAGCCUUCGCGGAGCCAAAGAAAAAACACACUCGUCCGUUUUUUUUGCGGACCUCUUAGAUUUUUAAGUAUUUAUAUCACGUACAAGUUUGUACAAAAUUUUAGAACAACUUUUAAAACAAUUCUUUUAAAAAAUCGUAUAUUGUAUACUAGAAGUCUAUUUAUUAUUAUUAUUAUUAUUAUUAUUAUUAUAUUUCAGUUAUAAUCACUUUAUUACUGUUUAGAUAAGUGAUUUAUUAAUUUAUGUACAGAGCAAAGAUUUUGUUGAUCAUAAGCAAGAUUUCAUUUUAUUACAUAUUGAAACAAAUUUUUUUUAAAUCUAAAAUACUCUUUAGAAUAUGUUAAAACUUUUUUUCUUGUUUUUACUUUAGUCUAACUUGUAAAAAAAAAAAAUGGUUACAAUCUUGAUUCUGAUAAACAAAAAUACCACUCUCUAGUUUUUAAUUUAGAACAUUGUAAAUAAUAAUUAAUGAAUUAGUAUGUGUGCAAGUGCACAAGUUGUUGUAAAUUCCGUUUUUAAUGUUGGAAAAAAAAGAGUCGAGAGUAUGUACACACACACACGUCUCUGUAAUAUGCGGAAUGUAUGCGCAUGUGUAAGUAUUGCAAAAUAGCAAGUAGAAAUUUCAAAAGUGUAAAAGCAAGAGACACAAAGAAGAAGAAAAAGAAGAAGAAGAAGAAGUAAAAUGUACUAUAAUCCAUAAAAGUAUUACCGAGGUCUCUUUGCAAGAUGGUGAUAUUUGUAUAUAAAAAAAAAAAGAUGUCGUACGUAUAUAGCUUACCAUAAACUGAAUGUAGAACGAAGAAAAAAAAAUUAAAAUGAAUUUUCAUUAAAGUGCAAAGUUUAAUUACACAAAUAUAA
This is a messenger RNA of Leptopilina boulardi, 4645 nucleotides long. RefSeq names its product T-box transcription factor TBX20-like. Gene Ontology annotation, biological process: positive regulation of DNA-templated transcription; heart development; cell fate specification. Lineage: Eukaryota; Metazoa; Arthropoda; Insecta; Hymenoptera; Figitidae. The coding region runs from base 360 to 1853 and encodes 497 amino acids. The record is from RefSeq and is a predicted model, not a curated record. The transcript is spliced from 6 exons. Gene Ontology annotation, molecular function: DNA-binding transcription factor activity, RNA polymerase II-specific; RNA polymerase II cis-regulatory region sequence-specific DNA binding. Gene Ontology annotation, cellular component: nucleus.